GGCGCUGGGGCGGGAGGCGGAAGGGCCGUUACGGCCUAGUAUGGCCCGCGCCAUACCUCCUCGACCCGGCCCAAGAGAGGUGCCCUAGCUUCCCUCCCAAUCCCACCAGGCCGCCGCCACCACAUCGCGCCCUCGCCCGCUUGCCGCCGACCCUGACCGGCUGAGCCCCUGACCAGCUCGUCCAGGCGGACAGCGGCCUGCGGCAGGCCAGCGCCCAGCCAACAGCGACUGCCUGACUGGUGAGAGCAAUUUAGCUCCGCCUUCUCCCCAACCCAAAUUUGAUCCCCUCGCGCCGUCAUCUUCACUGCCGGCGCCGGCACGGGCACGGAAUUGAGACGAGGACGGUACGAUAAUUCCGGAGGGGAGUAUUGUGGGCCCACACCUGUUCCCUAGCGCCCAGUAGGUGAAUUGAGAGACUGUUCUCUGGGACCAACGCGGGUAGGUGUGGCCGUGCGAGUGGGUGCGUGGGUCCCGGGCAACAACAACAGCUGACGGCACAAAGUUGCCACCACCAGCGCUUGGUCUGGGUCUGGGAUUUCCACGAGCAGCGCAACGGCGUUCGUUCCUUCGAUUCUUCUAAUCUCCUAACCCAGGUGCGCAUGGUAUGGCCGGCCUGAUCAGCUUGCGCGCCGGUCCGAGGAGUUCACCGUCACUUGCCCGGUCGUCGUCCGCCUGGGCAUCACCACCGGCUUCACAUGUGGCGGUUCGUUUGCCAAGCCCACUGUUUCGCUGUGCCAAACUUCGUAGGAGCCGUAGUCUACUGGCAGCAGCACUGGAGAUCUCUAAGGACGGUUCCGCCGCGGUUCUGGCCAACAGCCUGCCUUCCCAAGGGGCUAUCGAGACGUUGCGGAAUGCCGAUGCAGUGUGUUUCGACGUUGAUAGCACCGUCAUCCUGGACGAGGGCAUUGACGAGCUUGCUGAUUUCUGCGGGGCGGGGAAAGCUGUUGCUGAAUGGACUGCAAAGGCCAUGACAGGGACUGUUCCGUUUGAGGAGGCGCUGGCAGCCAGGCUGUCUUUAAUCAAGCCAUCUCUCUCCCAGGUGGAGGAGUGCCUGGAGAAGAGGCCACCAAGGAUUUCUCCUGGAAUGGCUGAUUUGGUUAAGAAGCUAAAAUCCAAUAAUAUUGAUGUGUUCCUUGUGUCAGGAGGCUUCCGACACAUGAUCAAACCAGUGGCAUUUGAGCUUGGCAUUCCUCCUGAAAACAUCACUGCAAACCAAUUGUUAUUUGGCACAUUGGGGGAGUACGCCGGAUUUGAUCCCACAGAGCCCACUUCACGCAGUGGGGGUAAAGCAAAAGCAGUGCAGCAAAUAAAACAGGACCAUGGCUACAAGACAGUUGUUAUGAUUGGUGAUGGCGCAACUGAUCUGGAGGCUCGGCAACCUGGCGGAGCAGACUUGUUCAUCUGUUACGCCGGGGUUCAGAUGAGAGAGCCAGUCGCAGCACAAGCUGACUGGGUGGUUUUUGAUUUUCAAGAGCUGAUCACUAAGUUGCCAUGAAUUCAUUACCUACCGCAAUUUAUGAACCUUUGCAUUGUCGGCUAAAUAAUUGCGGCCGCAUUUUAAAGCUGUAGAUUUCACUAGCAAUUCUUGGAGAUAAACUGAAUUAUUACCCGGCUGUAAAGUAUUUUUUUUAUUUGUUUUCCCGCAUUAUUUGUAUGAUCCUGAACCAUGAAUGCGGAGGUUGUGUUCCGACGUUGUCAGUGAAAUUGUCCUCUAAGCAAAUGUUGAGUAUGUGAGUGAUUAAUGAAUCACAUCACAGUUUAUUAAGCGCCGGAUUCGAACCGUCGUUUAUGCAAGUAUUAUUGUUGGAUUGA
Molecule: messenger RNA, 1812 nt
Organism: Zea mays
Lineage: Eukaryota; Viridiplantae; Streptophyta; Magnoliopsida; Poales; Poaceae
Exons: 9
Coding region: 605-1495 (296 amino acids)
Biological process (GO): dephosphorylation; L-serine biosynthetic process
Cellular component (GO): cytoplasm; chloroplast
Molecular function (GO): L-phosphoserine phosphatase activity; magnesium ion binding
Source: RefSeq, a predicted model, not a curated record